Cetraspora pellucida is the source of this 417-nucleotide messenger RNA. The record is from the annotation of a GenBank genome assembly. Lineage: Eukaryota; Fungi; Glomeromycota; Glomeromycetes; Diversisporales; Gigasporaceae.
AUGGCCGAAGCUGUGUUUGCUCAUACUGCACUGCAAAAAGGUCUACAAUCACGUUUCAUCGUUGAUAGCGCGGGGACUGGUGCAUAUCAUAUUGGUGAACCACCUCAUCCUCGAACGGUUAAGUUAUGCACUGACAAUGGUAUACAUAUAGAACAUACUGCAAGAAAGAUAAGAGUAAAUGAUUUUGAUGAAUUCGAUUAUAUUUUUUGCAUGGAUGACAUGAACUUAAGAGAAGUUAAAAGGAUGAAGAAGUCAACUAAAAAUUCAAAAGCUAUUGUUAAGUUAUUUGGUGAAUAUGAUCCACAAGGACAAAUUACUAUAGAUGAUCCUUACUACUCUGGAGAAGAAGCUUAUAGGGACAUUUUUGUGCAAAUUACUAGGUGUUCGGAAGCAUUUUUACAAAGCUUAGAACUUUAA